This is a messenger RNA of Stegodyphus dumicola, 3248 nucleotides long. Its product is annotated as proton channel OtopLc-like. The record is from RefSeq and is a predicted model, not a curated record. Gene Ontology annotation, cellular component: membrane. Gene Ontology annotation, molecular function: proton channel activity. Gene Ontology annotation, biological process: proton transmembrane transport. NCBI's taxonomy places the organism in Eukaryota, Metazoa, Arthropoda, Arachnida, Araneae, Eresidae.
CAUUGUUGUACGGCCACUUAAUGACAGGUUGUUCUGCGGCACUCAUUGCAGCGCUCGUGUUCUGUCCACAACAGUGUAAUACAGCCCUUACGGCGGGGAAUAACUCGAAGCAAACAAGCUGGCCUACUUGACGCCGAGGAGGCAGGUGCCCCGACAUGGGCCUGUGGGCAUUGAAAGCCCCGAUGGCCAUGCUGGGGCCUUACGAGUGUCGAACCCUGAUGACAUGUCCAAUGACAUCGGUCAUUUUGGAGGUGGAGCAGCGAAAGAUGACAGAGACAAACGAAGGACUCAACAGUUUAUCAUCCUCAGUUCCAUGUAUGCCCAACUAGUGGUUGUAAUAUGCGUCGCUUUUUUCAUUUCUGAAAUCGUAACUCCUCAAGUACCACUGCUUUAUUUUGAGGGUUUUUACUUGUAUCUCUACUCAACUUCACUUCUGUUUUUGCUGUACAUUUACAUCUAUCUUUUACGUGAUUCUACCGCUGGAAGUGGCUUGAGCGCCGUCGCCAAAAAGAUAACAAUCUUAGAAAGUUUAAGAAGACUUGGAGAGAAAGGAGUUGACAAUGGACCUGAUGGUCCAGUUCCUCCCCGAUUGAAAAAGUACCGCAUAUCCGAUAACGAUAAAAGCCAUGGGAGUCUUUUUCUGCGGAUUGGAGCUAUAGCCUUUGGCCUUGGAACAAUGGUUUAUAACGGCUUGGAAUUUGGUUCUUUUUUCGAAGUGCCUCCUACAUCACUUUGUUACAACAUAUUCUUGGGUUUAAAUCCGAUUCUGCAGAUGAUCUUCACUUUUGCUCAAAUGUAUUUCAUAUUCGUAAAUGCACGGAUUGCUCUUUCGGAACACCUCAAUAUACAGAAAUUUAAAGUUGUUGCUCGAUUUGGUCUGAUGCAUAUCAUAGCUACAAAUUUGUGCGUGUGGAUUAGAACAGUAGGAAAAGAAGCUUUAGAAGCUAUUGCUGAAAACCAACGGGAAAGUGGACAAGGAUCAAGUCUAGAAGAGUUGAUUUUGCCCUUUCGAGUAAUAGAUGAUGGCAACAAUACAGUGAAUUUCAGCAAUAUCUGUGAAAAGCAAAAUAUCAUGGGAUCCAUCGUGUCUGAUGCAUCACCUUUUUUGUAUCCCUUUAUUGUGGAAUACAGUUUGAUUGCUGCUGCUGUUCUAUAUGUCAUGUGGAAGAAUAUCGGUAACAACCCUAUGUUUCGAAUUGAACAAAGCGCCGAAGAUGCUUUAUCGAGAACCUCGAGUUCUCAGUCUUUCCACAGAGUGAACUGCGCGGGGUCAAGUCGCGGCCUAUUCUUGGGUUUGUUUCUGUUGGUCAUUUCUACAAUUUGCUUGAUCGUCUUCUUUGUUUUCAUUCAUCAUGAAGAUCUUAAUCUUCUAGCUGUCUAUCUCUCCGACUUGUCUCAUUCUAUUAUAAUGCUUAUUUCCAUAUUCGCUAUUAUUGUCGGAUUCUUUCGAGUUCGGGCUCUUCGUUUCCAUUAUGACCGUCAAGACCAUCUUCGAGACCUUUUGCUUCGAGUUAGUGCCUUUGGUCUCUAUACAUACGCCAUGUUUGGCAUAAUUGCAGGUACUCUUUCACCAUUGCACUAUACUCCCAAUCUCUUUGUCAUGAUCACUAGCUGCCUAACUAUCAUUCAGGUUACCCUUCAAUCACUUUUUGUAGCAGAUAUCACAUGCAGAUCAACUUACCUUCCCGAGCAUGACAAUACCAAACCCGGUCGCCAAGUAAUCACCUUUCUCCUGAUUGUGAAUCUAACCUUCUGGAUUAUCUAUACAUUUGAAAUGCAGAAAGUGCAAGCCAGUCCUGUGCAGUUAGGAUUUUACGGGUUCAUGGCUUGGACAGUAAUAGUUAGAACCACUUUACCAUUGAGUAUAUUUUUUAGAUUUCAUUCAUUUAUUACUUUUGCUGAGGUAUGGAAGAAUUCAUACAAAAACAUAUGUAACUAAUUAAUUUAUAUACUGAUCUUAUGCAUUAAUUUACCAAAAUACUGUCUUCUCUAAGAGAGAGCAGUGUAUUCGCAAGAUAUUUACGUUCAAAGCAUUUUUGAUUCUCUUGGAUUAAGAAUGUUGUAUCAAUUUCUGUGUGAAUACUAGUUUAAGAUGCCAUGAGUUUUCGGUUGUCUUUACUUACCAAACGAUGUACGCUUUAUAACGUGUUAACAUCAGAAGCUUAAGAAUGUUCACCAUAAAGCUUGUGCGGUUCAAAUAGAGCGUACUGAUUGCUUUACACUUCUUAAUCGUUUCUGAUAUUGUGCCAAAAUCUAAUUCUGUAGUAGAAGGUGUUUCUGUUCAAUGUAGUCAGAAAAUACGUAGUAUUAGAUUAACGUUUGCUGAACAAUAAGCAUAAUAAAUGUGUUAAAGAAUUCUGCAUUCGCUGGAUGUGAAAUAUUUGAAAGGUUUGUGUUCAUUUUAAAUGCAUGUUAAACUAUUGAAACAUUACAUUUUCCAUUCACGUCAAAGAAGGGACGAUGUAACUUCUGACUAAUAUGCCAGGUUUCGGGUGUUUGAUUUUGUUAAUUUUUCGGUAUAUGUUUAAUGGAUACUGAUACUUCAUUUAAAAUUAUAUUAUUGUUACGCUCAGGAGCUCGUGAACGAAGUCUGUUUUUGAUUAUAGAAGAUACGGGUUGCACUGAACUGAAUAUGAACUAAAGAAACAACUUUCUUGAAUUGAAAACGUUCAAAAUCUUUGAAAAUGCUAUGUUACUUUAAAAAACAUGCAUCAGAAGUGCUUUCCCAUUUGACCAUGAAUCAUAUAAAUUUAUAAAUUUUGCUUUAAAUUAUUUAAAUGACAGAGUUUAAACAAUUCUUUUCCAAGAAAGGGAAUAUGAUUUACUCCAGAAAUGUUUUAAUUAAUUUUUCAGUAAUUCUAAAAGGAAAAACAUACUUUUUAUUCAUCAGUGGUUUGACUUUUUAUUAACAUAGAGAAGCUGAUAAGUAAAAUAAUUUUAUGCCAUGCGUUAAUAGAAAAUAUGUAUAUAAUGAAUGUCAUUCAGUUUGACUAGUUGCAGCAAGUAAUUGUGUCCAUUUGAUAAAUAUGAGGUUUUAAUAUUUAGCAUUUGUAAAAUUUGGGAAGGUGUCAUAUAUUUAAGUGAUAUUCUUGUUUUCUUGCUCAGGAAAGAAUACAGUCGUGAAACAGCAAUUUAAACAUUCGUUUCCCUAUAAGAAAUCACAAGAAAUAAUCGAAAAAUUUAUAAGAUCCUCUGGUAUAGCAAAAAUAACACUACGAAGAACAGAUAUUAAAGCGACUAGAGCAAUA